AUGUCUUUCAAGUCGGAAGAGACAAUUUCAAAAUAUCGACAUUUUGAAUUCAACGGGCCCUAUAUUAUUUAUGGACUUGUUAUCUUUGCUCUAUGCUACUGGUGGAAAUCUACCGAACUGAAGAAUCCAUCUGGCCUGCCAAUUAUCGGCAGAAGAUGGUAUGAGCUGGGCAAUGGCAAAGCCAGCCAGCGGUUCCGGGAUGACUGCCUUGGCAUUGUCAGGUCCUGCCUGGAGAAGUAUGUCGAUAUGAUCCGCAAUGAAAAGCGCCUAGAUUUUAUCACGGCGCUCGCAGAUAAACUCGACAGUGGUGUGCAUGGCUUUGAGCCAAUGGCAUCAAUGACAAGCGACAAAAAGAUUUUACACGCUGUAACGAAGCAUUCACUUAAUCGCUAUUUGGGGACCUUUGUUGAGCCACUUAACGAGGAAUCUGACUAUGCACUUCGUGAGGUCUGGACUGAUAAACCUGAGCCCCAGGAGGUUAUGUUGAAAGACUCCGUCUGGAAAAUGUUUGCACAGAUAAUGUCUAGGAUGUUUAUCAAUGACAAAGACUUUUAUCGAAACCCGGAAUGGGUAAAUGCGAGCUCGGAGUAUGUCGAACUGUCAGCUUUGGCCGGAUAUGAACUUCGAGCCUUCCCAAAAUGGGCAAAACGCUUCGUGGCACCCUUUCUUCCGAAUUGUCGGAAGCUUCAGUCCCUUUUCGAACAUAUCAACAGUCUCCUGAAACCUUUAAAGGAAAAGCUAGACGGGCAAAUUCUGGAAACUGACCCUAAGAACCCGCUAAGUUUCUUACAUCAAAAGCUUGAUGGUCAAUUAGAUGAGCUUGCGUCUAUGUUAAUUGCCCUCUGCUUAGUGUCAUAUGAUGGAGGAGCCGAAUUAUUCACGCAUGUUCUUCACUCAGUGUUUGGGAACGAUCAACUAAUAAGUGACCUCCGUUCUGAGAUUGUGAACGUGGUUGGGAAGGAGGGUUUCAACAGGAAUACCUUGCAAAAUCUAGUGCUCAUGGACAGUGUCCUGAAGGAGGCGCAGCGUAUGCAUCCCGAGUCCGUUCUUCUGAUGCAACGGAUCGCUUUGGAGAAAGUCGUGUUACCCGAUGGACUCAUUAUACCGAAAGGAACUUCAAUAAUGGUCUCUGGCUGCCAUAUGAUCGACGCAUCCGUUUGGCCUGGAGGUGACAAGUUUGAUGGCUACCGGUUUUUCAAUCUACGCCAGAAAACGGAUUCUUCUGCAAGCCAGGCAUCAUACAAUUUUACAUCAACAUCUCCAGAACAUUUCAGCUUCGGCCAUGGAUCUCAAGCAUGCCCUGGGAGAUUCUUUGCGUCGUAUAUGCAGAAGAUACUUCUCUGCCACGUGCUCAUGAAGUACGAUGUUUUGGUCACGAUUCCGGAGGAGGGCGCAUGGUUUCAACGUGGGGUGACUCACGUGGCCCAUCCAGGACUGAAGGCGCAUGUCAGGCGAAGGAAUGAGGAGAUCCAAUUGUGA
Molecule: messenger RNA, 1479 nt
Organism: Penicillium mononematosum
Lineage: Eukaryota; Fungi; Ascomycota; Eurotiomycetes; Eurotiales; Aspergillaceae
Product: cytochrome P450
Exons: 6
Coding region: 1-1479 (492 amino acids)
Molecular function (GO): oxidoreductase activity, acting on paired donors, with incorporation or reduction of molecular oxygen; heme binding; monooxygenase activity
Source: RefSeq, a predicted model, not a curated record